Messenger RNA from Megalopta genalis, 878 nucleotides. The record is from RefSeq and is a predicted model, not a curated record. Lineage: Eukaryota; Metazoa; Arthropoda; Insecta; Hymenoptera; Halictidae.
CAUGCCUGCGGUCUCACUCUAUUCGCGCAUCCGUUUGCCUGGCGCUCCAUCUAUAUUACUUUAGAAUGUUUGCUCGCUAUGAUUCGUGAUCUUCGGAGUGUAUUUACAGUAUAUGUACUGGCCGAUAUCGUAUAAUACAUUUUUUAUAAUAUUUCGAAUUUCCACAUUUCUUUUUUUAAAGAAUCCAAUUUUAAAUUUUUUUGCAGUUCUUAAUCGCUACUAAUUUAUACAAUUUCUAACAAGAAAUAAAUCUCUCAACCUACACCAUCUACACUAGAUUUUUCUCGAAUCGGGUGCAGAAAUGGUUAUUUGUUGAUGUUUACUGGCGAAGAUAUAAAUUUAGCUUAUUCCAAAUAUCGAUGCCCACAGCACGUGAAUUUGAUGGAACACAUGUAAACGUUGGUCACGUAAUUUUUGUACAGUUAAAUAAAUACGGAGUAUUCUUCGUAGUAUAGUCACCGGCUAAACGCAGCGAUGUCUCAUACAAUAUUGCUGGUUCAGCCAGGCAAUAGACCUAAAACACGGACAUAUUCUGAUUAUGAAAGUAUUAAUGAAUGUAUGGAAGGGGUGUGCAAGAUUUAUGAGGAACAUUUAAAGAGGCGGAACCCAGAUACUCCAACUAUCACGUAUGACGUCGGUCAAUUAUUUGAUUUUAUUGAUCAACUUACAGAUUUAUCAUGUCUUGUCUAUCAAAAAUCUACAAAUACGUACGCUCCAUAUAACAAAGAUUGGAUUAAAGAAAAGAUAUAUGUUUUACUACGGGACAUAGUGGGUAACUAAGAGACAAAGAUAGAUGUAUGUUAUGUGUAUAAGACAAAUUAACUUUAAGUAAAGGUCUAUAUUGCCAUUUGUAAUAAUAAAUAUAUAAUUGAAAGGCA